Messenger RNA from Choloepus didactylus (southern two-toed sloth), 2207 nucleotides. RefSeq names its product origin recognition complex subunit 6 (gene ORC6). Gene Ontology annotation, biological process: DNA replication initiation; DNA replication. Lineage: Eukaryota; Metazoa; Chordata; Mammalia; Pilosa; Megalonychidae. Gene Ontology annotation, molecular function: DNA binding. The transcript is spliced from 7 exons. The record is from RefSeq and is a predicted model, not a curated record. Bases 181 to 939 code for a protein of 252 amino acids. Gene Ontology annotation, cellular component: nuclear origin of replication recognition complex.
UUCUGUUGCGCAUGCGCAGGAGAAAGUUCAGCUGGGUUUGCGGUGGGGAAAUCCCAGCUUAUCCUCCCAACCAGUCUGUGCGCGCCGGAGGUGGGGCCUGACUCUCAUUGGCCCGCGUGGGCUCUGCGCGCGGGUUUCGUGGCCCUGCGGCUGCUGGCGCGAGUUUUCAGCGUCCGCGCCAUGGAGUCGGGCCUGGUGCGACGCUUUGCCCAGCGCCUGGGUGUCACCGAGCCCGACGUGUUGAGGAAAGCAGAGGAGUACUUGCGACUGUCCCAGGUGAAGUGUAUUGGCCUGUCCGCACAUACCACAGAGACCAGCAAUGCAGUCAUGUGCCUGGACCUUGCAGCUUCCUGUAUGACAUGCCCCUUGGACAGGGCUUAUUUAAUUAAACUUUCUGGUUUGAACAAGAAGGUGUAUCAGAGCUGCCUUAAAUCGUUUGAGUGUUUACUGGGCCUGAAUUCAAAUAUAGGAAUAAGAGACCUAGCUGUACAGUUUGGCUGUACAGAAGCAGUGAACAUGGCUUCAAAGAUACUGGAAAGCUAUGAGUCCAGUCUUCCAAAGACACAGAAAGUAGAACUUGACUUAUCCAGGCCCCUUUUCACCACUGCUGCAUUACUUUCAGCAUGCAGGAUUCUAAAGCUGAAAGUGGAUAAAAAUAAAAUGGUAAUCACAUCGGGUGUAAAAAAAGCCAUCUUUGAUCGACUCUGUAAACAAUUAGAGAAGAUUGGACAGCAGAUCGAUGGACAGCCUAGAGAUUUAGCUACUCCGGCCCCCAAAAAAAAGAAGACAGUGGUUGAACCCACCACAAAGGAAAUAGAGAAGGUAGUAGAGAUCCCACAUAAACUACAGAAAGAUGAAGAUCUGACACAGGAUUAUGAAGAGUGGAAAAGGAAAAUUUUGGAAAAUGCUGCUAAAGCACAAAAGGCUACAGCAGAGUAAUUUCAGUUUCCAGGCUGGCAUAUGCUGCAAACCAACACUACAUCUGCCACCACCAGGAAGACUUGAGGGCUUGGAAAUUUUAUUUGGACUUUUAUAAGAAGGAUCUUAAGACUAUAUUGCCUUAACAGCAAAGAAGCCAGCACUGGGGCUGAGUACCUGGGCAGCAUGCUGGCACCUGACAUGGGCAACAAAUUCAUUAGCUCAACCGCAGUGCCUGAUUCGUGUAGCCUUGGCUCACCAUAGGUCUGUGCUCUCCUACAAAAUGGAAGUGGAACUAUUUUGGUUUUGUAUUACGGGUUUUGUUUUUUAAGCAAAAGCAGUUUUUAAGAAAAUUCAGGCUGUAUGGAGUCUUACAGAUUUUACUUAAGUUUUUGUAUAAUUUUCUUGGUUUGACUGAAUCAAUAUACGGUAUAGCCUAAGUUAAUAAAUGUUGUUUUCAAAUGCAUUUAAAUUGCAAUUGCCUUCAGUUUGGGGAAAUCUUUGUCAUGCCAAAAGCUAGGUCUAUUCUAGCAGAAGAAAAGUGCAGGUUGCUAUACACUGAGCCACACUGCAUACCACAGCACAAACUCUCAAAUCAUACUUUCUGGGUUUAAAAUUCUGCUCAUCCACCACCUGUGAAACCUUGAGUAAGUACAUUAACUUUUUUAUGCCUCAUCUACAUGAGUACCUACUCAUGUACUGAGUACAUGUUUUCAUACUGAAAACAGUACCUCAUAGAGUCAUUUGGAGGAGUAUCUGAGAUAAUAUACAUAAAGCAUUUAGCACUACACCUGGUAGAAGUAAGUACUCAGUAAAUAUUAGAAUAGAAAGAGAUUCACAUAUAAAGAGGAAUCAUAUAAUGAAUAAUACAUAAGCAUCAUAUUAUAAGAUCAAGAAAUAGACCAAGUCUUAUUUUUCUUUGGUAACUACUUAUAUGCAAACUGAAAAGUGUAAUCUUAUUAAAUACUAUUUAUUUUUAAAUUAUGGGGGAAGACCUUCAUGGAAAGAAGUUGCUAGGGACCGUGAGGCAUCAUGAUGUUAACUAAAAUUAAGAAUACAUAUCUAAUUAAAUAUUUCCAUGAAGAAUGCAAUAAAGUGAUUAUAUCCAAAUUUUUAAAAAUCUGUUGAGAAUUAUAAUGGUAAUAAUGGCUGCCUUUUGUCUGCUAUAAAGAAGGCACACUUGGGAAGACUGUUGCUGCAAAGGAGAGGCUAGGCCUACCCCUAUAAUUGUGCCUAAGAGCCUCCUCCCGAAUGCCUCUGUUGCUCAGAUGUGGCCCUCUCUCUCUAGC